UGAUUACAGAUAAACUGAAAAGUCAAUUUCAACUGCCAAAACAAACCAUAUUCCUAUUUCUGUUGCCAAAUGACUUAAAGCAUAGCCAUCCAAAUUCCAAAGCUCUCUCUUUCUUUCUCUUUCUCUAAACACCUUCCUAUGCAGAUACCUCACAUGCCCCCUCUUCUUCCCUUUGGCUUCUUCUCCUUUUUGAAUCCUUAAAACGAGUUUAAGUUUUUAUUUUCUUUCUUUUUUUAUGUACUACCGUUAGUGUUUCAAGUUUCAAGCUUUGAUUCUAGUGUUAGAGAAAAGCCUUAUGUACCGCCUUACCUUUUGAUAUAACUCACUACACUACUCUACACUACAUCAACCUUUCUUUCUCUCUCUCUCUCUCUCUCUCUGUCUCUUGAAAAUGAUUACGAAAGGUAGGAUCUUUAUGAGCUAAAGGUUUAAUCUUCCCAAAAUGGUUGAACAAUAUGGUGGCUAUAAUGCCUGGCCGCCUAUUGGAUCUCCACUGCUGAAUUUACAAAGAGAUGAGAACUGGAAACAAGAGCACUUCGAUAACUCUGUCAACGCAGUGUCUUUUGGCUUUGUAGCUACUGCUAUUCUUAUCUCUAUGUUCUUGGUCAUGGCCAUCUUUGAAAGAUUUCUCAGACCCGCUUCUGGUAGAAGCCAUGGUGACAUUGAGUCCCAAAUGGGCCUUAAUCCUAAGCUCGGACACCCAUCUCCAAAAAUGACUGUAUAUGCUAAUGGAGUUUCUGUGCUGAUGCCUGGAGACAACAUUCCUACUUUUAUAGCACAUCCAGCACCAGUCCCUUGUCCGCCCGAACGCUGCUCUCACCAACUUCACAUCGAUUCAUUUUUUAAUCCCCAAGACCUCUCCUCCACUUCUAAUGCAAACUCGAGGUUAAGCUCAAGCUCAAGGCAACAAAACUAAGCAAUGUCCACUGCAACAAGUUAAAAGAAUUACGAUUACGGGCUUUGAUAUAAGCUCACGGCACACAAGCAAACAUGUUUUUCUGGAAUUCUGGAAUAGAAGUUGUUCUUUUUUAAUUCAUUUCUUACCCAUAGUAUGCUGUGUAUAUAUAUAACAUUAGUUUUUUUUAUGGGCGGGAAGAAUCGAGGGAGCUUACAUAUGAUAUAGUAUUUUUCAAGCAGCAGGCCAGGCUUCCACCCAGAAUCAUCUUGCUUCGCAUUUGCAUCAUUUCCAUGUCCAAAGUUUCUCUAGAUAGGAUUUGGAUCCUUGAAGAUGGAUUGUUUUGGCCGUCAAAUGGGAUCAGUCUACUUGUAAGAAGAGGAAUGUAAUUAUUGUUGGCCAUCAAAUUUUCUGGAGCCUUUAUGCAUAUUGAGCUUCAAAGCAUUUGUAUUUUGUUGUAGAUGACAUUUUGCACCAUCA
Messenger RNA from Ricinus communis (castor bean), 1375 nucleotides. RefSeq lists its product as uncharacterized. The transcript has 2 exons. Bases 443 to 916 code for a protein of 157 amino acids. NCBI's taxonomy places the organism in Eukaryota, Viridiplantae, Streptophyta, Magnoliopsida, Malpighiales, Euphorbiaceae. The record is from RefSeq and is a predicted model, not a curated record.